AUGUCCUGCAUUUGUCUGGGUCCCAAGCGUUCGGGUAAGACCCACCUGCUGAAGGCUCUCCAGGAACCGGACUCAAUCGACGAGACGAGCUACUCCAUGCCCACCAUAGGAACGGGAAUCUACCGCAUCCACUUUCCCACCAAGUCGCCGAACAGCGACAAACCAAAGCCCCCGCCAGCGGAUGGAUCCACCCAGGCACACCACCACGGCGGGAAGAAGCAUUUGCCCAAGUCCAUCCAGAUCCUGGAGAUCGGCGGCAGCAUGGCUCCACUGUGGCGGCAGUACUUUGAGGAUGUGAAGAAGCUCAUCUAUGUGGUGGACACUUCCAAUCUCUGCCAGAUUUCGGCCGCUGGCGUGCUCUUCUACUCCAUCCUCACGGAGCCCCGACUGCAGAAGGUCAAGAUCCUGCUGGUGCUGGCAAAGAUGGACUAUUCUUAUCGGCAGAUGCGCAAUGAAGCUCUUCUCAUGCUGCAGAUGUCCAAGCUGCAGAAGCAGAUCCGCCAACAGGUGACCAUUGUGGAGGCCAGUGCAGUGACAAAAGUGGGUCUUGAUCCCAUCUACGAGUGGCUUCAGUGGCCAUAGAAGACGACUGUUCAAUAAAAUGUGGAUAUUUUAUAAAAGC
Molecule: messenger RNA, 622 nt
Organism: Drosophila persimilis
Lineage: Eukaryota; Metazoa; Arthropoda; Insecta; Diptera; Drosophilidae
Product: ADP-ribosylation factor-like protein 16
Exons: 1
Coding region: 1-582 (193 amino acids)
Molecular function (GO): GTP binding; GTPase activity
Source: RefSeq, a predicted model, not a curated record